Messenger RNA from Condylostylus longicornis, 1885 nucleotides. RefSeq names its product maltase A3-like. The coding region runs from base 30 to 1805 and encodes 591 amino acids. Gene Ontology annotation, biological process: carbohydrate metabolic process. Lineage: Eukaryota; Metazoa; Arthropoda; Insecta; Diptera; Dolichopodidae. The transcript is spliced from 8 exons. The record is from RefSeq and is a predicted model, not a curated record.
GAAAUUAUUUAGCUGAAUUAAUUUUUAAAAUGAAGUUCAUUCAUAGAACUUUUGUUUUUGGUUUACUGAUUGCUUUAAGUGCGAAAUUAAAUUUUGCAUGUAAAGAUAAAAAAGAAGUGGCACCAAGUAAAGAUUGGUGGGAAACUGCACAAUUUUAUCAAAUUUAUCCAAGAUCAUUUAAAGAUUCUGAUGGAGAUGGUAUUGGUGAUUUAAAUGGUAUAACAGAAAAACUUGAUUAUUUAAAGGAGCUUGGUGUAACAGCAACAUGGUUAUCACCAAUUUUUAAAUCACCAAUGGCUGAUUUUGGUUAUGAUAUUGAAGAUUUUUAUGAAAUUCAAAAGGAAUAUGGAACAAUGAAAGAUUUUGAAAAUUUAAUUAAAAAAGCAAAACAACUUGGUAUUAAAAUUAUUUUAGAUUUUGUACCAAAUCAUUCGAGUAAUGAAUCAGAAUGGUUUAAGAAAUCUGUUGCACGAGAUCCAGAAUAUGAAGAUUUUUACGUUUGGGAAGAUGGUAUAGAUGAUCCAAAAAAUCCUGGAAAAAAAUUACCACCAAGUAAUUGGCUGGCAGGUUUUCGUGGUAGUGCAUGGCAAUGGAAUGAACAACGAAAACAAUUUUAUCUUCAUCAGUUUGCUGUCCAACAACCAGAUUUAAAUUAUAGAAAUCCAAAAGUUGUUGAAAGAAUGAAUCAUGUUAUACGUUUUUGGUUAAAUAAAGGUAUCGAUGGUUUUCGGGUUGAUGCUGUACCAUGUGUAUUUGAAAUUGAACGAUUUCCAAAUGGAACAUAUUUGGAUGAACCUAAAAGUGGUUAUACUGAUGAUCCAGAAGAGAGUGACUAUUUAUUACAUAUUUAUACACAAAAUCAACCAGAAACAAUAGAUUUAGUAUAUGAAUGGAGAAGAGUAUUCGAUGAGCAUCAAAGAAUUUUUAAUACAGAAUCAAAAGUAUUAUUAAUUGAAACAUAUGCACCACCCGAUUAUACAAUGAAAUUUUAUGGAAAUGUAACAACUCAAGGAGCACAUUUACCAUUCAAUUUUAAUUUAAUUACACAAUUAAAUUCUCAAUUAACAGCAGAAGAUGUUAAAAAAUCUAUAGAUUCUUGGUUACCAGAAAUGCCUUCAAAAAGAACAGCUAAUUGGGUUAUUGGAAAUCAUGACAAAAGGCGUGCCAGUACAAGAUAUGGUGUUGAAAAAAUCGAUCAUAUGAAUAUGUUAGUUAUGAUUCUUCCUGGUGUCAGUGUAACAUAUCAGGGUGAAGAACUUGGAAUGUUGGAUGGAAUAAUAUCUUGGGAAGAAACUGUUGAUCCUGCUGGUUGUAAUAGUAACAGUUCUAUAUAUGAAAAGUUUUCAAGAGAUCCCUGCAGAACACCAUUUCAGUGGGAUGAUACUAAAAAUGCAGGAUUUACAACAAAAGAAAAACCUUGGCUUCCAAUGGCACCAAAAUAUGAAGAAUUAAAUAUAAAAACUGAAAUGGCAGCCAAAGAAAGUCAUUUAAAAAUCUAUAAAAGUUUAAUUGAGUUACGUAAAAAGCAAACUUUAAAAUUUGGCAAUUACAAAUAUAAUGCUGUCGAUAAAAAUGUAUUCGUUGUAUUAAGAACCUAUAAUAAUUCCCAAAUUUUAUUAAUUGAAAACUUUGGUAAUAGCGAAGAAAAAAUCGACUUAACAAAGAGCUUCCCAAAUCUUGAUAAAUUGAUUUUAAAAAUUAGAAAUUUAGGAUCUAAAAAAGAACUUGGUUCUACCAUUCUGGCAAACAAUAUACAAUUGGAUAAAUAUGAAGCAUUGGUGCUUACUACAGAAACUGUUCUGUAAAAAUAAUUGAAUCAAAAUCGAUUAAAUAAUUUGAAAAUUAGUGAUAUUAAUAAAAUUUUUCAAUUUUAUUUUAAUUAAAA